This is a messenger RNA of Spodoptera frugiperda (fall armyworm), 1463 nucleotides long. RefSeq names its product pyroglutamyl-peptidase 1. Gene Ontology annotation, biological process: proteolysis. NCBI's taxonomy places the organism in Eukaryota, Metazoa, Arthropoda, Insecta, Lepidoptera, Noctuidae. Gene Ontology annotation, cellular component: cytosol. The record is from RefSeq and is a predicted model, not a curated record. The transcript is spliced from 3 exons. Bases 187 to 888 code for a protein of 233 amino acids. Gene Ontology annotation, molecular function: pyroglutamyl-peptidase activity.
AUGAUAACGUUACCUGUCAAAUAAAUUUCAAAAUCUCUUAGGGUAUAUAUGUUCUGUGCUCAAAAUCCAGACAAACCAAACUAUGUCAAACAGUGUGAACUGAACUUGUUGCUACAAUAACAAAUAAAUUCAUAACUCUUGAUUAUAAUUAGUUAAAAAAAGAAAUUAGUUAAAAAAAUCAACAUAAUGAGUGACGAUCUCGACUUUUUAUUCAAACCAAUAGUUUUGAUAACCGGGUUUGGUCCUUAUUUGAACCACCCGGUGAAUGCUAGCUGGGAAGCAGUGAAAAUAAUGAACAAAGAGGCAAUUGAGAAGAAACAUAAUGUGGAGUUGGUUCAGAUCGAGCUGCCCGUAACGUACGAGAACGUGGACGAAUUCGUGCCUGCGCUCUGGGAAACACAUACUCCAAAGCUAAUGAUACAUGUAGGAGUAUCAGGCAAGGGUCAGUGCUUGCAGCUAGAAUCACAAGCACAUAGAAAAGGUUACAAGAAGAAGGACUACUUAGACAAACUACCGGCAAACUGGUCUUGUCUGGCUGAUGGAGCGAUCAGGUUACACACCAAACUGGAUGUGGAACGAAUAUGCAAGGAGUUCAAUGGGGACAACACACCUGAAGAGAGGUUCAGAGCUGAAGUAUCAUUGGAUGCUGGACGGUACCUCUGCGAGUACAUCUACUACACGUCGCUAAGCAUAGACAACAGCCGCACUCUCUUCGUGCACGUGCCCGUCAUGGACAUCUACUCGCCAGAGGAGACUGCCAGUGGACUCGAACGGAUCCUCGACCUCUGUCUCGCACAAAUCAACGAGAGAGGAGACUCCACGGAUCAGGUGACAGAACAAUUGAAGAACACUAAAGUAGUUGAUGAUAAUGAUUUACAAUCAGCAUAGAUAUAGAUAAGUAGGUAUUCUUAUCGAUGUCAUAUUGCCAUAAACUGCAUUAUCAGUUUGAAAGAUGAAAUAGUUUCAUGUAGUUACCUGGUUUUAGUUUUAUCUUACAUGUUACAUUAUAUUACAACACAAGGAUUUAUUUUAUAUGAAUAAGGAUUAAAUACGGUAAAUACGUAAUUAUACAAAGUAGUAACUACUAUAAUUUUGUACAUGUAAAGUAAGUAUUAUUCUACUUCCAUUAUUAGUAAAAUAUAAGUACAGUACUUAGUUAUGAGAUAACUAUUAGACUCAAAUUCUUGUGCCUAACUUGGGUAACUAACACUUAGGUAAUUUUCUCAGUAUGUAAUCAACAAUACAACCAUACAGGAAUAUUGUAAAAAAACCCGUGUUAAGAACAAAAAUAUUGUAAACGUAAACAAGUGUAUGUGUACCUACAGCAUUCCUCAAAUGAAAUAAAUUGCUACGAAUUCCAAUAGCAGGUAUUGACGUCAGUAUAAUUUAGUUUAACAAGUUAUAAGACUAUUUAAUUUUGUUAUUAGUUAUAACUAACUUUAUUAAAUUUUCCAUGUUACAAA